This is a messenger RNA of Cyclopterus lumpus (lumpfish), 979 nucleotides long. It is a transcript of the gene cbr4, whose product is annotated as carbonyl reductase 4. Gene Ontology annotation, molecular function: oxidoreductase activity, acting on the CH-OH group of donors, NAD or NADP as acceptor; quinone binding. The record is from RefSeq and is a predicted model, not a curated record. Gene Ontology annotation, biological process: fatty acid biosynthetic process. NCBI's taxonomy places the organism in Eukaryota, Metazoa, Chordata, Actinopteri, Perciformes, Cyclopteridae.
AUGUCCCGGCUGGCCGUGGUGUGCGGCGGCUCCAGGGGCAUCGGGGGGGCCGUGUCCCGUCUGCUGGCCGAGAGGGGCUGCAGGGUGGCGGUCGUCUCCAGGAGCGAAGAGGCGGCCCGGGCCGCCGUGGCGUCUCUACGAGGAGUCGGCCACGUGGCUCUGGGCUGCGACGUCUCCGAGCAGCAGGAGGUGCAGAGGAGCUUCGUGGAGAUCCAGAAGACGUGCGGAGACGUCUCGUAUCUCGUGAACGCGGCCGGCGUCAACAGGGACGCUCUGCUGCUGAGGACCAAGCCGGAGGACAUGGUGGCCGUGCUUCACACCAACCUGCUGGGCAGCAUGCUGACCUGCAGGGCGGCGCUGCGCAGUAUGCUGCGCACUCCGGGAGCCGCCAUCGUUAACAUCGGCUCCGUCGUGGGCCUGAGAGGCAGCGCCGGCCAGUGUGUCUACAGCGCCAGUAAAGCCGGUCUGCAGGGCUUCACGCUCUCUCUGGCCAAAGAAGUCGCUUCACGCAACGUCAGAGUCAACCUGCUGGCUCCAGGUUUCAUCCGCACCGACAUGACCGCCGGGCUGACGGAGGAGGACGCGGCGCGCUCCGUCCCGCUGGGGAGGUUCGGAGAGCCGGAGGAGGUGGCCCGGGCCGCCCUCUUCCUGCUGGAGUCGCCCUACGUCACCGGACAGGUGCUGGUGGUGGACGGAGGUCUGCAGCUGGCCAUGUAGGGGGAAGAAGGGUCCUUUCUCUGUGAUAGAAACAUUCACACACUGACACCCUGUGGCCUCGUGUGAGGUUGUGAGACUUUUAGGACGCGAUGCGAGUGGUCGCACUGCUUCAUCAUGAUGUUGAGCGUCCUGGAAGGAUUUCAUGCUGCAUUCAACGUGCUGUGGUAUUAAGAUCUUUUCCUGGUGUGCCAACGGAGACGCAACGUCAGCAGUUUUUUUUCCUUUACAACCAGCCAGAAGAUCUGAAAAAAAAAUAAUAAAA